GCAUUCGCCACCGAUGCUCGCCUCCUAAAUGCAGUGAACUAUCCCCUUCCUGAUAUCGGUUCUCAGGCGUUUGCGAGGACUGGUCCCUCGACUUCCCCAGUCGCUGCUCAUACUGAGGUCUCGGGUCAGCCCUCGACUCCUCUAGUCGCUGCUCAUACUGAGGUCUCGGGUCGGCCCUCGACUCCUCUAAUCGCUGCUCAUACUGAGGUCUCGGGUCGGCCCUCGACUCCUCUAGUCGCUGCUCAUACUGAGGUCUCGGCUCGGCCCUCGACACCCCCAGUCGCUGCUCAUACUGAGGUCUCGGCUCGGCCCUCGACACCCCCAGUCGCUGCUCAUACUGAGGUCUCGGGUCAGCCCUCGACUCCUCUAGUCGCUGCUCAUACUGAGGUCUCGGCUCGGCCCUCGACACCCCCAGUCGCUGCUCAUACUGAGGUCUCGGGUCAGCCCUCGACUCCUCUAGUCGCUGCUCAUACUGAGGUCUCGGCUCGGCCCUCGACACCCCCAGUCGCUGCUCAUACUGAGGUCUCGGGUCAGCCCUCGACUCCUCUAGUCGCUGCUCAUACUGAGGUCUCGGCUCGGCCCUCGACUCCUCUAGUCGCUGCUCAUACUGAGGUCUCGGGUCGGCCCUCGACACCCCCAGUCGCUGCUCAUACUGAGGUCUCGGCUCGGCCCUCGACACCCCCAGUCGCUGCUCAUACUGAGGUCUCGGGUCAGCCCUCGACUCCUCUAGUCGCUGCUCAUACUGAGGUCUCGGCUCGGCCCUCGACACCCCCAGUCGCUGCUCAUACUGAGGUCUCGGGUCAGCCCUCGACUCCUCUAGUCGCUGCUCAUACUGAGGUCUCGGCUCGGCCCUCGACACCCCCAGUCGCUGCUCAUACUGAGGUCUCGG
Perkinsus marinus ATCC 50983 is the source of this 889-nucleotide messenger RNA. Its product is annotated as DNA-directed RNA polymerase II largest subunit, putative. NCBI's taxonomy places the organism in Eukaryota, Perkinsozoa, Perkinsida, Perkinsidae. The annotation marks the transcript as partial. The transcript has a single exon. The record is from RefSeq and is a predicted model, not a curated record.